Messenger RNA from Aspergillus calidoustus, 504 nucleotides. The record is from the annotation of a GenBank genome assembly. NCBI's taxonomy places the organism in Eukaryota, Fungi, Ascomycota, Eurotiomycetes, Eurotiales, Aspergillaceae.
AUGAAAGACAUGAAUCUCAAAACCAUCUUCCUCCUCGGGAGCCUUGCUCUGAUAGGCAAAGCCACCCCAACCACCAACCACCCGCCCGUCCCCGAGCUGAGAAGCAACGCCAACUCCGUCCCCAAUGACACAGCAUCCCUCACAGCACGCGGCGAUGUCGGCGUCUGGCUUGACGUCUACCACUCAGGUGACUGCAACAGUGGCUACGAAGCCCAACCAGUCUCGGGUUGGGUGUGGUUAGGCCAAUGCAAAAAGCUUGAGUCAUAUACCUAUGGUGCAAGACUUGGCUACGCCCAGGGUGGGUGGCCCAGGUGUAAGCUCAAGUUCUGGGAAACAGACAACUGUGCUGGUGGGCGGGCAACAGCGAUCCGAAUCCCAACAACCAGUGAUGGGAACUACAACUGCAUGGCAGCGGCAAAUAAGGAUGGUCAGUUCUACUUGACAAAUGGGGCGGCGAGUGUGCAAUUUCUUUGUGAUGAGCCUACAACUGCUGCAGAGCCUUAG